Messenger RNA from Danaus chrysippus (African queen), 1359 nucleotides. NCBI's taxonomy places the organism in Eukaryota, Metazoa, Arthropoda, Insecta, Lepidoptera, Nymphalidae. The record is from the annotation of a GenBank genome assembly.
AUGGCGUCAUUAAUGGAUUUACCUUUAAACGAUGUAUCCUUAGUUUGCCGCGGUUGUCUAGCUUCGAAUGGUGAUAUGAAAAAUAUGACAGAAUGGGGAUACGCUACAGAUUUUUACAAAUUAACCAACAUACAGGUAAAUCCAUCGGAUAAUAUAACGGAACUGCUCUGCAUCUCUUGCGAGGCUUUCGUUCUGAACUACAGAAGUUUUGUUCAACAAUGUCACCAGUCAGAUCGCUUGCUGAAAGAAAUACGGCAAAAACCGCUUACAACAAAUACCGAAAAAAAUAUAGAAGAAAACUCAAUAGCAUCGGAAAUAAAUGAAAAUGAAUUGACAUUUAAAAUAACAGCUCCGGAUAUGGAAUCAAAAAUAUAUUUACCAUGCAACCAGUGUUCUGAGACAUUUGUGAAGAAAAAUGAUUUGAUCGGUCACAUAACGAAAAAACAUAAUCAUAAUAAUAUGAUAAUAAACAUGAAGUUUUAUUGCUCCUAUCCCGAUUGCUGCUACAAUAUAUUAUCCGGUAAAGAAAAAUACUUCUCCGGCAGAAAAUAUCUUAAUCAGCACAUAUUAAAAGUGCACAAAGCUAAGAACUUAUUGUGUCACGAUUGUGAGCUAACAUUUAGUAGCGAUCAGGACUUCAAACGACAUUUGAAGACCUGUAAUUAUACAUACAUCUGCAAAGUAUGUGAUAUACAGUAUAGAACAAAUGAGAAAUUACUUGUACAUUUACUCAGAAAACACCCAGAUUUGCACAAACAGUACAAACUUGAACGUAAAGCUGAGAAAAGGAAAAUGAAAAUAGAUGAACCGAAAAAAUUAAAGAAUAAUAAUGAAAAUCCUGAAUUAAUAUGCGAUAGUCCCAAAAGAUCAUUUGCUACACAGACGUCUGAAUUCAAAAGGCAGAUCAAAAACGAUGUAACUUUACCUUCAUGGUUAGCAGAUAAGCAGGAUGAAACUAAAAAAGACGAAAUCUCCACUCAAACUGUAUUCGAAGAUAUAUUAUCAAUUAAAUCACAGAACAGCGAAGAUGAUCUUUUCUUUUCAGAGACCGUAUCACUAUCUGAUAUUCAGACUCAGACUAUUCCAUUAGAAUUUGGACUCAGUAGAUCGAACAAACAAACUAUCACUUCAGAGACUCAGUCUCCGGAUCUGAGCAUAAAGGAAACUCAAACUUGCCUAUGUUUAUACGAAACUCACAAACCGAAUAGAUGCUAUGACCCCAUUUCGAAUACAAAUAUGAAUUACUGUACACUCACAAGCACUCAAACACAAACUCAUAGAUUUCAUAGUCACGAUGAACUGCUGAGUUUCACUUCAACGGAAACUCAAACCUGCGUCGACGAUUUGAACAAAUUAUGA